AUGGCGACUGAAGCAGAAACCCCAGAACCAGUUUCAUUAACGAAAGGGCAGUCUGAUGGCUUGGUGGAUGAAAUUUCCCCAGGUGAAUUAAAGGAAUUCCAAGGUCUGCUUAAUUUACCUCCUGCAAAUGCUGAAUACUCGGUGGAAACAGGAAAAAUGCAAGUACCCACUGGGCCAGAAACAGUGAACACUAGAAUUCAAGGCAAUGUUGAAAUCGCUGAGGGUGAUAGAUUUUUUGAAUCACCCUCUGCUGUUGAGAUUGCCUGUGAAGUAUCAAAACAGAUGGACAAUGUAAAAAUUGAGAUUGCGGAUAAGACCGGAAAUGCGGGAAGCGAAGUCAUGGAAGAGUCCGAAGAGAAACCAGAGAAGAAUGACAAGAGCCCUGUCAUUGAGAAUCUUACAGGAAACAGUUCACUGACGGCAGAGAUUGAAGAAUCCAAUCUCAUCGGAAAGGGAAUUUUAAAGGAGGAAAGGAGCAUUGAUCCACAUUCUGAAGUUAUUACAGACCAAGAUGUUUCUGAUGAAGAUAAGAGCAUGGAGAAAGAAACAGUUGACAUGCAUGAAAAUGAGAAAGUUGAAUCCAAUGAGGAAGUUCUUGGCAUACCUGAGGCCAAACUGGAUCAAAAUGGAGAAGCUUCAAUUCAUACACCGGAUUUAACCGUCGUCAGCUUGAACAAGGAUGGUGAAACCAUUAUGGAAGAAAAAUCAGGAGAAACAAACUCUAAAGAAAUAGAAAAUGAAGCUGAGAAGUCCACUAAUUUAGUUGGUGAGGAAAAGAGUCCCGAGGCAAUUGAAUCAAGUGAAAUAAUCGGAAAUGGAAAAGAUGAGAACAAGAUAUCGAUGAACAAUGGCACUGGAGACGCCUUCACCCAGAGAAUAGCAGUGCUUCCAGACAUACAGAGUUAUGAAGAAGAAAACUUGAAAAUCUCGGAGGCUGAGGAGGAAAUUGUGUACAAGCCAUAUGCCACACCGGCAACAGAAGCUUCAAGCAUACAUGAAGAACUUGAACUUAAAGAAAAUACUGAAGUUAUUGAGAAAAUUGCAAAAGAUGAUUGCAUUUCAAGUGCAAAAGACGAGAGUCAUGAAAGCCCUGAACAAGAAGGGGACGGUUCAUUCAUGAAACAUGCGGGUACAUUGGGUGUAAAUGAAGGGGCGGCUGCAACUGAUGCAUCAUCAAGUGAGGACAGAAACGAGGAUGGAAGUACUUUUAUGGUGACCAAGGACAAAACAGGUGAUACAGAAAUAAUUAAUGCCUUGGAGGACAGUCAAAGUGGAAUGUCGAGCCAUGAGGAAAGGUCGGAGGGCUUGCAGCAAAAUGAACCAGAAGAGGAGAAGCUUGAGAGAUCCUUAAGUGUGGUGGAUGAGGAUUUUAUUGUAGCUACUUCAACUGAAUAUGCUCAAACUAUUGAAGAGGAAGCAUCCAUCAAAAUCCAUGAAGAAAGGUUUGAGCGAAAAAUCACUGAUGCCUUGGAUCAUAGUCAAAGUGGAACAUCCGACCACGAGGAGAAGCCAGAGAACUUGCCGCAAAAUGAACCAGAAGAGGAGAAGCUUGAGGGAUCCUUGAGUGUGGUUGACGUGGACUCCAGUAUAGUUGCUUCAACUGAAUCUGCUGAAACAACAAGUGUCCAAGGAGAAACACCCUUCAAGAGCCAAGAAGAAAGCUUUGAAGAAAUAAUGAAGGAAGACUUACCAAUCCACACUGACACUGAUAGUAAAAAUGAGAUUCCAGAAGAUGAGAAUGUACCUCAAAUUGAAUUGAAUGAGAUGAUAGAAGGGGUAGAAGUUGAGGUCCCAAAUGAGAAUGCGAAUGACAUACAUGACACCCAUCCAUUGAUUGAAGUAGCCAAACAGACUGAAGAAAUAAAUUUGGAUAACGUCUCCAGCCUUGAACCCCAAGGAAAAGCUCAGGAAGUAAAUGAAGCCACACCAGAAGAGGAGAAGCAUAUCGAAGAUCAACCUGAACCUUACCAGAGCUGGAAUCUGACAAUCUUAGAGCAUCCAUCUACGGAAGGGAAAGUGAAAACAGAACCGACACCCCAAACAAAUGAAACAGAUAUAAAAGAACUCGACGAUGUACCUGGAUUGGAAUCUGAUGAAAAAUCAACGAUCAAGGGUAACAUUGCUUCAGAAAAGUCAAAAGAAGAGAACUAUAUAGAGCAAGUUGUAGAACUAGACUCAAUUGAACAGGUGCCUGUCAAGAGCUUAGAAGAUGAGGAAAAGAAUGCAGAUGAGGCCACAGGAGAGAUUAGUGAGAACUCCAAGACAGAAAGAGCGGCAGAAAGCAUUGAACAUGAGGCAAGUAAAACCACCGAAGGCCCUCAAGAAAUUCCUGAUACUUGCCAUGUGAAGGAAGAAGAAAGUUUGCAGAAAGAAGGGAAGAACAUAACUGCAACAGAGUCUUCGCGAGAGGAGAAACCAGAGCAAAAUGAGACAUUUAGUUCAGAAGCCAAUGAAACACCUUUCCAGAUGGAGGAAGGGGCUCCACAAACUCUUGAAGAAGCUCCACAUAAAGAAGAAACUGCAAAUGAAACAGAAGAGAAUAAUGACACCAAGGGCAACAAAAUAGCAAUAGAAGAGGAUUUUCAAGUAGUUGUUGAAACAUCUGAUGCAAGCAAAAGCACAGAGAGUACCAUCCCCGAACCCAAGACAGAAAUCAGUAAUACGGUGGCUGAAGACGAAAUCAAAAUGGAAGAUACUGAAGAGUUACAUGAAAGUUGUAAGGAUACUGGAAAGGACAAGGAAGCUGAGAAACAAGACAGUAAGGAAGACUAUGUUAUCUUACCUGAACCUUCUGAAGAAAAAACAGUCCAAUGUUCUGAAGAGAAUAAAGAAGAGGAAGAGGCAUCCAAAAUUGAGGCAUGUACACAGUUGGAGGCAACUAGUGUAACAAGUGUACAAACUCAGGAGGAGGAAAGCAUAGUUGGUCAGUCUAGAGAACUUGAAGCAGAGAAAAUUGAACAGAGCUCUGAGGAAGGCCAUACAGUUACAGACAUCUCAUCGGAAUCGAUUGAACAAGAAACAGUUGAGAUCUAUCUAGGAGAUGCAAAUGAGGCAGAAAAGUCAGGAGGAGACCUCAAUCCUGAAUCAGUUGAACAAGCUCCUGUCAAGAAUUUAGAAGAUGAGGAAAAGACAGCAAAGGAUUUCAAAGGAGAGAAUUUUGAGCACGGGAUGGAAGAAACAGCCGAGAGUAUUGUGCAUGAGACAUGCAAAACCAAUGAAAGCCCCAGAGAAAUUGUUGAAACUUUCCAGGUGAAACAAGGAGACAGUUUGCAAUGUGAAGAGAAUAAUGUAACAGUAACAGAAUCUUCUUCGGAAGAGAAACCACUGGAAAAUGAAACCGCAGAGCAGCUUGAGAAACCUUUAUCUUUGGAGUCCAAUGAAAAUAAGGCAUUUAUUUCAGAUUCUGAUAAAGUGCAUAGCCAAAUGGAGGAAGGUCCUCCUCAAAACCUUGAAGAAGCUUCACCGAAAGAAGAGGAGAAGCUUGAGAGAUUCUUAAGUGCGGUGGAUGAAGAUUUUAUUGUAGGUGCUUCAGCUGAAUAUGUUGAAAGUAUUGAAGAUGAAGCAUCCAUCAAAAUCCAUGAAGAAAGGUUUGAGGAAAAAAUCACUGAUGCCUUGGAGCACAGUCAGAGUGGAACAUCCGACCGCGAGGAAAAGCCUGAGAACUUGCCCCAGAAUGAACCAGAAGAGGAGAAGCUUGAGGGAUCCUUGAGUGUGGUUGACGUGGACUCCAGUAUAGUUGCUUCAACUGAAUCUGCAAGUGUCAAAGGAGAGACACCCUUCAAGAGCCAAGAAGAAAGCCUUGAAGAAAUAAUGAAGGAAGACUUACCAAUCCACACUGACACCGACAGUAAAAAUGAGAUUCCAGAAGAUAAGAAUGUACCUCAAAUUGAAUUGGAUAAGGUCUCCAGCUUUGAACCCGAAGGAAAACCUCAGGAAGUAAAUGAAGCCACACCAGAAGAGGAGAAGCAUAUCGAAGAUCCACCUGAACCUUACCAGAGCUGGAAUCUGACAAUCUUAGAGCAUCCAUCUACGGAAGGGAAAGUGAAAACAGAACCGACACCCCAAACAAAUGAAACAGAUAUAAAAGAACUCAAAGAUGUACCUGGAUUGGAAUCUGAUGAAAAAUCAACGAUCAAGGGUAACAUUGCUUCAGAAAAGUCAAACGAAGAGAACUAUAUAGAGCAAGUUGUAGAACUAGACUCAGUUGAACAGGUGCCUGUCAAGAGCUUAGAAGAUGAGGAAAAGAAUGCAGAGGAGGCCACAGGAGAGAUUAGUGAGAACUCCAGGACAGAAAGAGCGGCAGAAAGCAUUGAACAUGAGAAAGAAGGGAAGAACAUAACCGCAACAGAACUUUACAGAGGAGAAACCAGAGAAAAUGAGACAUUUAGUUCAGAAGCCAAUGAAACACCUUCCAUGGAGGAAGGGGCUCCACAAAAUCUUGAAGAAGCUCCACAUAAGAAGAAACUGAAAAUGAAACAGAAGAGAUAA
Messenger RNA from Pistacia vera, 4488 nucleotides. RefSeq names its product inner centromere protein A-like. Lineage: Eukaryota; Viridiplantae; Streptophyta; Magnoliopsida; Sapindales; Anacardiaceae. The transcript is spliced from 11 exons. Bases 1 to 4488 code for a protein of 1495 amino acids. The record is from RefSeq and is a predicted model, not a curated record.